Leptopilina heterotoma is the source of this 1003-nucleotide messenger RNA. Its product is annotated as troponin C-like. Lineage: Eukaryota; Metazoa; Arthropoda; Insecta; Hymenoptera; Figitidae. Bases 185 to 643 code for a protein of 152 amino acids. Gene Ontology annotation, molecular function: calcium ion binding; enzyme regulator activity. The transcript is spliced from 5 exons. The record is from RefSeq and is a predicted model, not a curated record.
AAUGAGCGAUGAAUACGUAUUGACAUUUAAGUGAUUACGGAUUAACUAUCAACUUGCACUAAUUUGCUUCUUGUGCAUUAGUUAAUUUAUUAACUUUCAUAUAAUUUUAUGAACAUAAACAGUUGACGUGUAACGGUCUCUUUGUGAUUCCUUGAAACAGCGAGUAUUAUCCACAGCAGAGACAAUGACAGAAUCACUGAGUAAGGAUCUAAUUGCACAGCUUAAAAUGGGAUUCAACGCUUUCGAUCCUGAGAAGAAAGGAGCAAUUAAAACAGAUCAAAUUAACACAAUUUUCAGUAUGAUGGGAAAGACGAUUAAUGCUGAUGUUCUAAAUGACGCUAUUGCAGAAGUUGAUCCCUUUGGUGCUGGUGAGUUAGAGUUUGAAGAAUUUUGUACCCUAGCAGCAAAGUUCAUGGAAGAAGAUCAAGAUGAGCAAGCAACAGUAGCGGAGUUAAAGGAAGCAUUUAGGCUUUAUGACAGAGAAGGAAAUGGUUAUAUAAGUACAGAAGUUUUUCGGGAAAUCCUUCAUGAAUUAGAUGAGAAUUUGUCUCCUGAAGAAUUGGAUAUGAUGAUAGAAGAAAUUGAUGCUGAUGGAUCUGGAACUCUUGAUUUCGAUGAAUUCAUUGAUGCUAUGACAAAAUAAAAGACCACAGUACAUCUACUCAAAUUUCAUCUGCAAAAUGCGAAAUUCUUGCAAAAUUACACGGACGGCUUUGACGAUUGUGCAUUAAAAGAACUUACAUUUUAGCAAUAGUCUAAAAAUUGUAAUUUCGUGGAUUAAGUUAAAUAAUAAGUAUUAUUAUAAAGAAUUUAAAUUAUAGAGAAAUUGUUUUUAUAAUUCCAAACUAAUACAGAUAAAAACUUGGACUUGAAAAAGUUAAAGUGAUAACUAAAUAUUUUUGAAAAAAAUGAUAAAUUAAAGAGGAAAAAGAAUUUUAAUUUGUAAUAUUUUCUAUUAUAUUUACUACAAAGAAACAAAGCAUUAAACAUUUUUUGCUAAAUG